UAUGAGGAAGCAGCAGCCGGUUGCAGGCGUCCAGCGGGUGAUUGUAUCCCCUCAACCUCUGAGAUACACAUUCAAAUUCAACUCCAGAUAGAAGAAGAAGAAGAAGAAAGAGAGUUUGUUUUGUCUGUCAGAGUUUUCCUGAAGCCUCUCGUCAGCAUGCCUGAAUCUGGAACGUGCACCUCUAUCAUCAACCUGCGUUAUCAAGACGGCAGGGUGGGCAGCCCCUCCAACCCUGCAAAGUUCAACCACCAAGACUACGCACAGCUGAGGGAUCAGCACCUCGGCAGUGGGAAGCUGUUUGUGGACGACGCCUUCCCACCCAACACCCGCUCUCUGGGGGGCCUGCCGAAUUCUGGAGUGGAGUGGCUUCGACCAGCUGAGCUCUUGAAAAAACAAAACAACAGCAGCGAGCCCACUUUCUUCCCGCAGGGAGCCUCCCGCUUUGACUUUGGUCAAGGCUACGUCAGUAACUGCUGGUUUCUGUCUGCAAUUUCCUCACUGACCUUCAAUCAACGCAUGAUAGCACAAGUGGUGCCAAUAGACCAGUCCUUCGAGGGCCAUGCUGGAAUAUUUCACUUCAGGUUCUGGAGGUUCGGCAAGUGGGUCGAUGUGGUCAUUGACGACCUUCUGCCCACAAUGAACAACUUUUUACUCUCUGUGCACUGCAAAGGAGGAAAUAUUUUCUGGGUCCCCCUGCUGGAGAAAGCAUAUGCCAAAGUGUGCGGUUCAUACGAUGACAUGAACUUCGGCUUGCCGUCAGAAGCCUUCAAGGAUUUCAGCGGAGGAGUCUACAACACCUACAAACUCGGGGAGGCCCACGACAAAGGCCACGAUGAAGAACUCUGGCUUACGCUCAGCAGAGCCACUAGGUGCAAGUCAAUGAUUUGCUGCGGGACUCCAACAGGGGAUAUGCAGGUGAACAGUGUAGCAGACAACGGACUGGUGAUUGGACACUCGUAUUCUGUCACAGGUGUCACUGAGGUCGACUGUUUGGGCUCCAAAGUGAAGCUGGUGCGCAUCAUGAACCCUUGGGGCGGACAGGAGUGGAUGGGAAAGUUGGGUGACAGGUCAGAUAUACUGAACUUAUUGAAUACAGAAGAUCAGGCAAAGCGUUGGAUUCACCACGAUGGAGAGUUCUGGAUGGAGUUGGAGGACUUCUGUCACAAUUUCCUCCAGGUGUCCAUGUGCUGUGAGAACCCCAACUUCAUCGACGGGGACUUCAACUGCCAGUGGAAGUGCAUGACUUACGAUGGCAGCUGGGUGGCAGGGAAGUCCGCAGGCGGCAGCAUCGCUGACACUACCUUCGAGACAAAUCCCCAGUAUCGCAUCCAGGUGUCUGUUAUAGACGAGAAGGAGCCGGGAGACAAAAACAUCUUGAUUUCUCUGAUGCAGAAACCUCAGAUGUUGAACCGCCUACAGGAACGCUUCUACCCAGCUGGACUGGCCAUCUUUAAGAUUCCACCUGGGACCCCAAAAGGACGUCUGGAGAAUUCCUUCUUUGACGCAAAUCCCCCUGAGAAGGAGAGCUCGUACAUCUAUGAAAGGGAACUGAUUGAGCUCCUCAGCCUGGAUCCUGGAGAGUACGCGAUCAUCCCCUCCACCAAAAUACCCUACAUGACCGCGGACUUUGUUCUCACCGUCUACAUCAAGGCUAAGGCUAAGACCAGUCCCCACGACGAUCACGACAACCAUGACGACCAUGAACACAACAACUCGACUGAUCCCGAGAACUCUGGCAAAUGCAUUGAUGAGGACGCUGACAUGGGGCCCACCCAUGAGUUGUUCAACCACUAUGUCGAUCAGAACGGAGAGCUGAUGGCCACGCAGCUCCAGAGGCUCCUCAUUGAUAACUUCCCUCAUGGGACUCCUCACGGCUUUGGUUUGAACACUUCAAACAAGCAUGAUUGCUGUGGUGGAUGUAUCCUGAAACACAUCUUUCUUUUUUGCUGCACUUCAUAUGAUAGAAAUCAAACUACAUUAUCACGACAUGAUGAUCACAUGGCUUUUCUUACCACAGCUAUGCUGAUGACGCCCAACUAAUCCUUUCUUUUCCCCAAUCUGAACAGGGAACAGCACUAAUCUCUGCCUGUCUGAUUGACAUCUCUCAGUGGAUGUCUGCACACCAUCUGAAAAUUAGCCUUGACAAGACUGAACUACUUUUCCUUCCAGGGAAAGACUCUCCCACCCACGACUUGACUAUUACAUUUGACAACUUCCUGUUAGCCCCCACCAAGACUGCUAGGAACCUGGGUGUGUCAACUCUCCCUUACUGCCAACAUUACUGCAGCAACCUGCUCAUGUAGAUACAUGCUGCACAACAUCAGGAGAAUACGUCCCCUUCUCACUCAGAAGGCGGCGCAGGUUCUGGAGCCAGGAUCUGCUCAUCUCACACCUAGACGACUGCAACUCCCUCCUGGCUGGUCUACCUGCUGGUGCCAUCCGACCUCUGCAGCUCAUCCAGAAUGCAGCAGCUCGACUGGUCUUUAGCCUAAAUUCACUCACACUACUCUGCUCCUCCGCUCCCUUCACUGGUUACCAGUGGCUGCCCGCAUCCGUUUCAAAACAUUGGUACUUGCGUAACGUGCUGCGAACGGGUGUGAGCUAAACACUCAAACACAACAAAACCACAACUGUUUACUGUCCUGGCUCCUAAAUGCUGAAACAAGCUCCCCAAUGACAUCAGGACAGCAGAGAGUCUACACAUCUUCCGCCCCAAACUAAAAACACAUCUCUUCUGACUAUACCUUGUAAAUAAAAUAAAAUAAAUUAAUAAAAAGUAGCGAUUUUGUAGCACUUAUUUGGUACUUACAUACGGCACUUUGUAGUUUGGCUUUCUUGAAGAAACUUGUACUUUCUUGAUUCUUGUUGUUCUGGGUUUGUACCCUGAUGGUUGAAAGCACUUAUUGUGAGUCGCUUUGGAUAAAAGCGUCAGCUAAAUGAAAUGUAAUCUAAAUAAAAUGUAAUGAUAUGAAAUUAAAUCAGAACAUUGUGGUCUGGAGUGAAAUAG
This is a messenger RNA of Hippoglossus stenolepis (Pacific halibut), 3007 nucleotides long. RefSeq names its product calpain-1 catalytic subunit. The transcript has 16 exons. The record is from RefSeq and is a predicted model, not a curated record. Gene Ontology annotation, molecular function: calcium-dependent cysteine-type endopeptidase activity. The coding region runs from base 157 to 2040 and encodes 627 amino acids. Gene Ontology annotation, biological process: proteolysis. Gene Ontology annotation, cellular component: cytoplasm. Lineage: Eukaryota; Metazoa; Chordata; Actinopteri; Pleuronectiformes; Pleuronectidae.